Messenger RNA from Manduca sexta (tobacco hornworm), 2320 nucleotides. RefSeq names its product alpha-(1,3)-fucosyltransferase 7-like. Gene Ontology annotation, molecular function: alpha-(1->3)-fucosyltransferase activity. The record is from RefSeq and is a predicted model, not a curated record. Gene Ontology annotation, cellular component: membrane. The transcript is spliced from 5 exons. Bases 553 to 1905 code for a protein of 450 amino acids. Lineage: Eukaryota; Metazoa; Arthropoda; Insecta; Lepidoptera; Sphingidae.
GUAGAACACCAAAAAGAACAGGAAAUUUCGAAUUGAAUAUUUCAUAAUAUAACGACACUGUUGUUACUUAGGUACAUUUACGAGGUAGGCUACCAGUGUAUCAAAUAAAAGCAAAUUGAAAUAAAAUCAUAUGCCUAUUAUAAAAUAAGUUUUGAAGUACAAUAAUAGACAGUCGAGCAUUAACAUAAUGUAGAAUAUAACUGUCUAUAAAUUUCUCGUUGAAUAAAUACUUUUAGUUUUAAGAGUCCUCAACUCGAAACUAUAAACAAUCCAAGAGUUUCUUUGAAAUUUAAGAGAUGUUAAAUUGUUCGUGAUUGCAAAAUGAUAAAUUAGAUGUCGUGAGUGGUUGAAUGAUCAUUAUAGGCUUAAAGCUAGGUUUUGGCAUUAUUGUUGUAAUAUUAAGACUGUUAUAAAUCAGUGAAUUAUAUGAUGCAAUCAAAUCAGAUAAUGCUUUUUUAUUUAUGCUAACAACUAUUGUUACAAACAAUAUAAACGUGUAUUUAUUAAACGCAGGUAAACAAUGAUCUAUUUGAGAAAUCACUGGGUUGAUUAAUGGCAUUCUUAUACGUGCUUAUAACACGUGAAUAUCCUAAUGGUAUUAGAUUUUAUUUUUAUAUUAUGAAUUUGAUUGUAAGAAUUUUCGUGGUUUUUGUUAACAUUUAUCACGUGGAGAACUAUGGAAAAAUCAGAAGAGUGCAUGAGCUAAAUAAUGCUCACGAGAAAAUUGUAAACAGAUAUUUUGUGCAAAGAAUUGAUUGGACGACAUCUAAUUUAGGAAAAAUAUUGUAUAAAAACGUGCCUGAAAAUGCGUGGGAGAGGGAAAAGAAAACGUUUAUAAUACACAUAUAUAAGUACUGGCGGGACUUCAAGAAUCGUCAUCUUAUUGACCAUGUAACUAACCGAUACGAUCCGCUAAAAGAUUGUCCGGUACAGAAUUGUGAAUUUACAAAAAACGAAAACUAUUUCUACACAGCCGACGUCGUCAUUUUUUACUUGUUUAGAGGCCGUUUGCCUCGCAAUCGUAGGACGAAUCUAAAACAAAGAUGGAUUUUUCUUAGUGACGAAUCCCCAGUGAACACCUUUGCUGGCGCCAAAGCGAAACCAAGUUUUUCCAGAUUAGCUAACAUAUUCAACUGGUCUAUGACUUACAGAAGCGAUUCAGAUGUCCCUAUACCGUACGGGCGCACGGUUGCGUUACCGAAGCCUAUAUUCCCAAAACCGAAAAGAAUGUCGUACGAAAACAUUGCAUCGCUGGUACCAUACUGGAACCAAAAAAGACGGGAUGUACUCGUUACUAUUCUCAUGUCUCAUUGUAGGACGCAUCGGAUCAACUACGUCAGAUAUUUACGAAGACUUAUCAACAUAGAUUUCUAUGGAAAAUGUUCCUAUACAUUUAGAUAUAGGACGAGAUGCCCUGGACAUUUUAACACGGAUUGCGAUGUUACAGCCAAUUAUUUAUUUUAUCUAGUUUUGGAAAAUACUUCAUGUCGCCAAUACAUGACCGAAAAACUAUUUUACAACGCCUACCUUAAAGGUGCUAUUCCUAUUAUAAGAAACCCGUCUUUGGAAGACUGUCAAAAACUGUUACCUCCUAACUCAUUCUUACACGCGGACCAGUUCAACUCACCUGUAGAAAUGGUUAACAUGAUAAAAGCAAUGGGAGCUGAUGACGAACUGCUCCUCUCUUUCCAUGCUUGGAGAAAUCAUUUCAAUGUUACCAACGAACAUGGAUUUUUCAAUUCAAAGUCAUCACAGAUGUGCAGGUUAUGCCAAGCGUUAAACUAUAAUGACAAAAGUGUUAGAUGGUAUGAUGAAGACGAUAUAAGAUUGUAUUUGGAUCCAAAGUUGUUGUGUACUGCUAUACCGGAUUUUGAUUUUGGACCUGUUAACAAACGAGGCAGAUAAAGACAGGAAAUAAUAAAAAAUAAUCUUACUAAUAAUGGAAUUAUGCUUAAUUUAAUUGAACCAUAAUUUAAUAUAAUAUUUCGUGUAGAAAUUUAUAAUAAAUACAUUAAUUUUGGUGCAUCUAAGUUAGUAAUAAAAUGGUCAUUGUUGGUAAAAACUAAUUUAUUAAAUAAAUAAUAAAUCGCUAGCGAACUAUCGCAAGGUUUUAUUUUAUAUUCUUUGCAUAACUUGAAUUAAUGUAUAUAACAAGACAAUAUGUUUUUUUCGACAAUAAAUUCUAAUAAACCUGAGAUAUAAAUAAUGGGGAACUAUAAGUAAUUGUCUUUUCAAAUUUUCACCAACAUGAGAAUUUUAAAACUAUUUUUUCAAUAUGAAUAAAUUUAAUAUAGGACCUUGUAAUAGAUAUGCUGGAAAU